AUGUAUGCCCGGGGCAUUCUUUUCGGCAAGAUGAAGUACGAGCUUGGCGAUCACAGCUUCGUCCGCUGCCCAGACCUCGGCCUGACCGCCGACAUUGAGUUUAAGACCAAAGGUUGGGUUGGCGGCACGUACAAUGCUAUUGGUGGCACGGUCAAGAACGAAAACACCGGCGAAGUCCUGUACGAGCUUUCCGGGCUCUGGAGCGAGGAGAUGACGAUUAAGAACGUCAAGACUGGCCACAAAGACAUGUUUUUCAACGCGCUGAAGUCCAAGCCUUCACCGCCCUCGGUCCGUCCCAUCGAAGAACAAGAGGCCAGAGAGUCGCAGCGGCUGUGGCAACGGACGGCCUGUGCCGUGAAAGAGCGCAACCACGAGCUCGCAACAGAUGAGAAAACCAAAGUCGAGGAUAUGCAGCGUGAGGAGGCUGCUGCUCGGACCCAAGACGGCGUGGAGUGGACCCCGCGCCUCUUCCGGCGGGUCAACGGCGGCCCCGGUGGCUCCGAGGAAGGCGAGGAAGAUCUGGAAUGGAUCAUCAAUGCGCAAAUGUAUAGUGACCCCGUUCGUUCGCAUGUGCACAUUUGUCUUUCAAUAUCGCCGAACUGGCAGCUAACUAUUUGCAGUGACGGCGAAACGCCGCAAGCCCAGGCGGACCAAAUCCUUGCCAUAUACCCCGUGCUUCCCGGCCAGACGUCGAAGCGCGAAAGCAAAAUUCCCAUCAUCCCUGCUCACAAGUCUCUCGAAAAGUCUCCUGGCGCGACCGCCAGUAAUACCGCCGCUGCUGGUGCUUCCGGUGCUGCUGGUGCCGCUGGUGCUGCUGGUGCUGCCGGUGCUGCCGGUGCUGCCUCAGCCCUUGCAGUAAAGAGCGGCGACCUGAUUGAUGUCGGUGAUGGCGAAUCUUCCAAGCCUUCUGCGGCGCCACUGGCCAGCGAUGGUGCCGACAAGAUCUCAGACUUGCUGUCUUCGACGGGCAAGCCGGCGCCCGCAGGCCCGCUCAUGGACUUCAACAAAGACCUGGACAAGCGCCUACCUACAAUUAAGCGUUCUGACACGAGCGGGUCGCAAGACAUAUUCCAUGAUGCCGAAAACUAG
This is a messenger RNA of Sporothrix schenckii 1099-18, 1089 nucleotides long. RefSeq lists its product as uncharacterized. The transcript has a single exon. Gene Ontology annotation, cellular component: cortical endoplasmic reticulum; cytosol; membrane. The record is from RefSeq and is a predicted model, not a curated record. Gene Ontology annotation, molecular function: sterol binding. Bases 1 to 1089 code for a protein of 362 amino acids. Lineage: Eukaryota; Fungi; Ascomycota; Sordariomycetes; Ophiostomatales; Ophiostomataceae.